Hevea brasiliensis (rubber tree) is the source of this 480-nucleotide messenger RNA. RefSeq names its product RING-H2 finger protein ATL64-like. Lineage: Eukaryota; Viridiplantae; Streptophyta; Magnoliopsida; Malpighiales; Euphorbiaceae. The transcript has a single exon. The coding region runs from base 1 to 480 and encodes 159 amino acids. The record is from RefSeq and is a predicted model, not a curated record.
AUGUCAACACAACCACAAAAAUUCCAAUGGGAAUCCAGCGGCUUAAAUGACAAGAAUUUUACAAUCAACAGCAGCCUUAUCCUUUAUAUAAUCAUCGUCAUCGCUUCAGGAUUCCUCCUCGUCGUCUUCUUCUUCACCCUCGAAUGGAUCUGCCACCGAUUUCUCCACCGCCACUUGCCCUCCAACACACUAUCCACAAGCACGUCUCAUCAGCCUCGAGGCCUUCACCCGACCGUGAUCCAAGCAUUGCCAACCAUGUUCUAUGAUUCUUCCACGAGUCCUGGCCCAAGUGCAAAUUCUGAGUGCAGUAUAUGUCUGGCUAUGUAUGAAAAUGGUGACAAACUUAAGGUAUUGCCUCAGUGCCACCAUUUUUUCCAUGGAGAAUGUGUUGAUCGGUGGCUUCACUCUUGGACCGCUUGCCCUCUCUGCAGAGCUACCCUCCUCGAUAGCUCAACAGCUGCUGCGCCUACCUCAGAAUAA